AUGAAAUCACAGGAAGUCCGGAGGAAAGAGCAGAAACCAGCGAAGAUAUCUGUGGACGAUGUCCUCAGGCAUGCAAGGGAGGUCUUCGGAGUUGUCAGGACUGACCAGACGCAUGUUGACGAGUUCGACUCGUACGACGACCGCAACUUCUUUCUUUCAAAGAUUUGUUUCGCCAACGAGCCUGACCAGUACGUGGACGUGGUGAUGAAGAUCCACAACGGAGUCGAGUCAGACAAUCUUCCUCUCGUCGUCGCACAAAACGACGUGCUAUCGUACCUCAGUCUGCAUGCUGUCGAUGUGCCGCUUCCGAUCAAGACCGCGGACAACACGUCCUGUGUCGGAUGUAUCAUCCUCCCCUGCAUCUCGGGAAGCGACUCACGUCAGCACGCGGUUCGUCUGCUCCAGUACAUUCCCGGGAGCAUCAUCGGCCAGCGGGAGGAGGAGUCGCCUGCCUUGCUUCAGGACAUAGGAAGGUACUUGGAAGCAGGGUGGCUGGCGUAUCGCUGCCCCGUCCUCGACUACGAGCAGCCGCUGAGCAGGAGGCGUCCAGGUUUGUGGGCAAGAUGGAUCAAGUCCUGCUUGCGAUGCCCAAAGUCCCUUCGUGAGCUGCUGCGUUCUUCUGCCCUCGUUGCUGAAGGAGCUGCCAGCGCGUUGAAGGAGCGUGAUCUCCUAUGGGACCUAAAGAACGUUCCCAGCUUGUCCAGCUUCAGUGAGUUCAUCAAGGACGAGGGCAGGAGAGCGCUGCAGAGGGAGGUGAUACGGAGGUUUGAGGAGAAGGUCUCGCCCAAGAUGGAGAGCCUGAGGAAGGCAGUGAUCCAGAACGACGCCAACGAGCAGAACAUCCUCAUCGACCAGGACCGCAGGAGAGUGCAGGGCAUCAUUGACUUUGGCGACUGUACAUACACAUGUCUGAUCUUCGAGCUGGCAAUCUGCAUGGCCUACUUGAUGUUGGGAAAGAAAGACAUCUUGACUACCGCCACUCAUAUUUACGCGGGAUACAACAAGGAAGUCUCCCUUACACAGGACGAGAAGGAAAUUCUUCACUGCCUCAUCUGCUCUCGUCUCGUCCAGUCCCUCACGCUAGGCGCUUAUUCUUUCUCCAAGGAUCCCACCAACGAGUACCUCCUCGUCACUGCUCAGACCGGGUGGGUAGCGCUCGAGGCCUUGAUGGCAAUCAGGGAGGACGACUUCUUGAAGAGGAUGGAGGAGGGAGUCUGA
This is a messenger RNA of Guillardia theta CCMP2712, 1218 nucleotides long. RefSeq lists its product as hypothetical. The transcript has 17 exons. NCBI's taxonomy places the organism in Eukaryota, Cryptophyceae, Pyrenomonadales, Geminigeraceae. Gene Ontology annotation, molecular function: amino acid kinase activity. The record is from RefSeq and is a predicted model, not a curated record. Bases 1 to 1218 code for a protein of 405 amino acids.